Molecule: messenger RNA, 1891 nt
Organism: Colias croceus (clouded yellow)
Lineage: Eukaryota; Metazoa; Arthropoda; Insecta; Lepidoptera; Pieridae
Product: nucleolin 2-like
Exons: 2
Coding region: 76-1584 (502 amino acids)
Source: RefSeq, a predicted model, not a curated record
CAAUUAUGCUCUCCUAUCAGUAAAUAGCCCAGUAUAUAAGCCACCUAUUUUGUAAUUAUUUCAAAACAGAGCAAUAUGGAGCACUAUCGGAUAGUCCUUUACGCUGUCCUAUUUAUUAUUGCGCAGUGCGAUGCCGGUGUCUGCAAUCGGAAAAAUACUGUUAUAGAAGUUAGAAUUCCACAACGUACUAAUGUAAACGUAAAAUAUCCGCCUACAAAAAAUCCUGUGCAAUUCGUGCCGAAUCCAUUCGGUUCCGGAAGAAAUCCUUUUGGAGAAUGCUACACAUGCCAGAAAUCCGGUUGUAGCAGGUGUAAUCGAAAUGAAAAUAAAGCGCCAACCUCUCUACCUGGUUCUAGAACUAAUAUUAUAAUUGAUGUCGCUGGCUCUAAAUCGAAAACAGUACAAAUCACAAAGCCUAGUUCAACAUCACCAACUAAGAAGGGAACUCUAGUUGUUAUCCAAGGCACAUCUUCUGCAACUAGUGAUAGUAAAGCUGUAGCAAAUGGAACAAAUAACAGCGCUGCUGCAGCGGCAUCUACAUCAACUUCAAAUUCAGAAAUUGUAGCUGAUUUCACAAACGAAGAUACUGCUCCUGAUGGAAGUAAGAAGAAGACCGAAGACAUUUUCAUCGCAGAUAACUCACAAUCAAACUCAUCUGCGACAGCCUCUGCAGCUUCUAGUGAUCCUAAAAACGUCCCAAGUGCUCAAGCUAGUGCUCCUCUAAAUGGAACACCAAAAGCAUCAGCUUCAGCUGGAAAACCAAACAAAAGUUCCGAGAGCAGUAGUUCGAGUAGUGAAGAAGAUGAAGAUGAACCAAAGAACGAUAAACCAGACAAAAAAGAUGAUGAUAACUCCUCAGAGGAAUCAGAUAAAGAGAAAAAAACAAAGAAAGGCAAAGACGCAAAGCCGUCAUCAGAUGAAGAACCAUCAUCGGACGAAGACUCAAAGAACUCCAGUGAAGAAGACUCGGAUAAACCAGCGACAGAUAGGAAGCCUAAGAAUUCGGACAAAUCAAACAAAAAAAAGUGCCCAAAAGAUUCCGACGAAGAAGAUUCUAAGGAAUCGAAGAAACCAGAUGAUUCUAGCGAACCAAAUUCUGGUGAAGAUAAGAAAGAUCGGAAACCAAAAGAUUCCGACGAAGAAGAUUCUAAGGAAUCGAAGAAACCAGAUGAUUCUAGCGAACCAAAUUCUGGUGAAGAUAAGAAAGAUCGGAAACCAAAAGAUUCCGACGAAGAAGAUUCUAAGGAAUCGAAGAAACCAGAUGAUUCUAGCGAACCAAAUUCUGAUGAAGAUAAGAAAGAUCGGAAACCAAAAGAUUCCGACGAAGAAGAUUCUAAGGAAUCGAAGAAACCAGAAGAUUCUAGUGAACCAGAUUCUGGUGAAGAUAAGAAAGAUCGGAAACCAAAAGAUUCCGACGAAGAAGAUUCUAAGGAAUCGAAGAAACCAGAUGAUUCUAGCGAACCAGAAUCUGGUGAAAAUAAGAAAGAUUCGAAACCAAAAGAUUCCGGCGAAGAUCCUGAUAAAUCAGACGAAGACAAUGAUAAGGAUAAGAAGGAUGAUAAAGAUGAUAAAAAAAAGGAAUAACUAUUUAAAAAUCCUGCAGUUAUUAAGACCAAUACCACCAAAAGCGGAUGACAAUGUUUAUAAAUCAAUAUAUAAUUUGUACAAUUGAGGUAUUAUAAUUCAUUUUAAUAUCUCAAUUUACAUAUUAAAUGCUUUGGUGUGAUAUUCUGUACAUAUUCAAUAUGACAUAGAUAAUUAACUAAUUCAUUAGUAGGCAAAAAGGUGUAAAUAAAUAGUACCAUAUCAAUUAAUGAAGAACUGUAGCUUUAGCUGUUACAAAUAGUAACACAUUAAUUAUACAGGUUUUUAAUAAACCAAUACAAAAUAA